Molecule: messenger RNA, 4285 nt
Organism: Ctenocephalides felis (cat flea)
Lineage: Eukaryota; Metazoa; Arthropoda; Insecta; Siphonaptera; Pulicidae
Product: ankyrin repeat and BTB/POZ domain-containing protein 2-like
Molecular function (GO): protein heterodimerization activity
Source: RefSeq, a predicted model, not a curated record
GUUCCAAAUGUCUUCAGGUGUGUGAGGAAUGUAAAUAAGUGCUCGAAAUAGUUUUUUUGUGUUCUGCGAUUUUGGAUAACAUUUUAUUAUUUAGAAUGUUUACAUUUGUCAAAAUUGAUAUUUCAAAUGCGACACCUUCCAUGGUUGUCACACUAGCCUCCAGCCAUCAUUUGUCAUGAAUUCAACAUGGCCAACGGGCUCUCCUUGCCGAGAUUCGCCCCUGUCUCCAGUAAGAUCGCCAGUGUGUCGAGGGUCCGCCAGCAAAACUUUAGGGGCGCCCCACCAAGGAUCUUCCUUGCCUCAGGCGCGCCCUUGCCGGUCUCAGACGCUGGGCGUGUGCAUCACGGACGCUGAUCAUGAGAUUGUUAGACCUAAACCUAGAAGACCUUCCCGAUCAGAACUUACAUAUUCUACAACCCCAACCUUAGUCAACAACUCCUCACAUCAUGAGAGUCCAACACAAUCAGGACGUGUGUAUAUGCCAGCUACAAGUGGUCCUGCUUGCAAAAUUGUCAAGGAAGUAGCAGAAGUUCCGCAAGCUCCUCAGGAGCGAUCACCUUCAUCAGCUGUACCUGUAACUCCAACACGUAGCAACGAUGUUAUGAUACCAGAAAGAGAUUCCGGUCCAGGACGAGCUUUAUCAUCAUGCCAGCGUGCAGUUUUAGGUCCAGUGAGGUUGGCAGCACACAGUGGACCGGUUAGGUCGCAGCCAGCUUUUGCAGAAUCUUUAGAAAGACCGAAUUCUUAUAAUAAUGAUGUUCAGCAGCGUGUCAGAGACUACCCAUCAUCGUCAGAUGAAAAUCGAUCUUCUGGGCAUGCUUCUAUGUCGGACACGACAGGAAGAGCUAGUUCGUCAUCUCCGCAUUCUGGUUUAGGUGUCAAUACAUCAGGAGAGCAAGAUUUCAAUAACCAGCAUGAACAAUCUCUGAAUGCGGUGCCAGAAGAUUCAAGGUUUUCGGCUGGAGUCACGCAACGUAACAAUGUCAGAGGACAAUAUGGUCGACCAAGGCAUAGAGUUCCUAAUAAGGCUCCACCAACUGCAGCCCCACCUUGGCACGGUGGGUCUCGUGUCCAGGAUAUACAGUCAGCUCUGCAACAACUUACAACUCGCACGUCGCAGCAGCAACAACAACAUCUUCAGUCACAGCAACAACAUAAUUUACAACAUUUGAAACAUGGGCAACGAGUACCACCUUCAGCUUACAGUUCUGCUACCAGUGUGGGGUCUGAAAGUUCAUCCGAAGCUUUGCAUAAUCCUGCAGGCGGAUUACUCGCUAGACAUUCUUCAUCUUUGGAGACAGUGGAUACCAGCGCUACUGGUGCUGACGAAUUUGUUUGGGUGGAUUCUCAUAACAGGUUGGUAGAACUGCAUAGAGCUCCAUGGUCUGCACGUUGUAUUGGCCGAUUAAUUCGCCAUGGCCGAUGUAGACCACAUAGUGACCGCCUUGCUCCAGAAGCAGUACCGAGGUUGGCACAGCUGCUCCAACGCGCUUUGGUACGAAUAGCUCGGGAAUCUCAACGUUUAGCUGCUGCUUUAGGGUUUUGUUCUAGACACGAAAUUGCUGCGGCAAUGAGGAUUGUUUUGACGCCCUCACUUGCGGAUUCUUGCAUUAAGGCAUGUCAGCGAGCUGCCGCAAUGUUUGCUGCUCCUGGAGAUGCUGGUGCUCCACGUCGAAGCAAGUCAUCCAGAGCAGGUCUACUGCUUAACAUUGGAAAAUUUCAAAGGUGGAUGACAGAUGUUCGACUUGCAAAUUUUGUUCAUGAGUAUGCAGCUGUAUAUUUAUGUGCUGGCUUAGAAAACCUUAUAGAAGAAUCAUUAUUGUUGUGUUUACCUCCACAAGGUGCUCCACCUCUGACACCGGUAGGUUUAGAGCAGGCUGUCGCCAGUCGGAGUGAACUUUGGGGAUUAUUGCAACCUUAUGCUCAUCUCAAUGCGGGUAGAAUAGCAAACGGUACGCUUUCUUUACCUUGUGGAGCUUCUUCAGAGCCUUGUUUAUUGACGACUUGCGUAGGAUCGGCAAGAGAAUUAACGCAACUGGCCAAUAGAGCUCAGCGACCUGGUUGCUUACCACUGGGACCUUGCGCUAUCAGAGCUUUAUUUUACUUUAUGAGAUGUUCCCAACUAGAAAAUAGAACUUCUGGCGACGUGUCUCAAGGAAUGAUUAUGUCAUCUCAACAUCCUAAUGAUCGAUCGUCAUCUGGUGUUUGUCAUGCAAAUGCUGCUGCACAGGUUAUGAAUUCUUCAUCAGUUUCUCAAAUUACAAAUUUACCUACAAUUCAACAACAACAGCAACAGCAACAACAAAAUCAAGAAAGGAUUCAAGAAAAGCAAUAUCCUGCUCCACCCUCUAUACAGCAGGAUUUAGCCCAUGAACGCGCAUAUGCUGUUUUACCACCUUUGGGUGAAUGGUUACGAGUUGCUGGAACCCAUGCUGAGCACAGACAUGCCUUGAGUGUAGAUGCAGAUGAUGUUCUGCAAGCUGCGCGAUUAUUGCUGCCUGGGGUUGAUUGUCCUCCAAGACCUUUAAGUUUACCGGAACCUAUCCAAGCAGCUUCGACGACUGCAGACCUAUCAAAUGAAGCUGCUAGAAGGGCAUGUCUGCAUCUGGCCAUACAACUUUUGUCAUCAGGCAGAUCAGAACAUAUUGACCAGGGUUUAAAUUUAUUGCCACCCCAGCAAAGACCUAAGGGUCUAAAUGUAAUGGAUUAUGAAGGCAGGACAGCCUUGAUGUUGGCCGUUUGCAGAGAAGAUGAUAAGGCUAUUCAAGUUUUAUUAGAUGCUGGCGCCGAUAUAGAUGUGGAAACUCCAGCACCUGGGCCUUCAUUUCCAGGUGCUCAUCCAGUAGCUCGCUAUUGGACUGCUCUUACUUUUGCCUGUUGUCUUGGUAGAACUUCUUCUGCAGUAAUUUUGUUAGAGAGAGGAGCAUGCGUAGAGGGCGGCGCAGGAAUUACCGAGGACAGAGGAGCCCUAACACCAUUACAGGUUGCUUGCGGUUCUGGUCAUAUAGAUAUUGUAUCUUUGCUACUUCAACAUGGUGCCAACUGCUUUCUGUCGACCUUGCCUACUGACACAUUGUGCUAUUCUGGUUCUGCUCAAAGAGGAUGCUACAGUGCCGUUUCGGUAGCAGCUUGUCACGGUAAACGCGCGACUUUACUUCGUUUAUUACGGCAUCCUGGUGCGCCUGCACGUAGAGAAGUUCUGAGCUUGCAGGAAAUGUUAGCUGAAGGUCAUCAGCAGAUGCAGCAGCAACAAUCUGCUUCGCCUACAGACACUGGCGGUAACAAGCGCAGACUUCGAGCUUUGCAGGAAGCUAUGUAUCAUAGCGCCGAAAACGAUCAUCUUGAUAUUACGAUGGAACUACGAGUUCUUGGUGCACCAUGGACGUUGCACAGUUGGACAUUAUCGCUUUCUUCGGCACACGAGGCGCGCUCUGAAGGUGCAUGUUCUCAACUCUUGAGAGAUUUUAUACAACUGCUCCCUGAAGAUAAACAGCAAAUGCAACAACUGGCACAAGAUUGUCUACCAUUGCUUUUUGCUGUAUUUAGAGCAGGAAAAAAGGAAAGUACUAUGUUAUUGCUUGCUGAUAUAUUCAGCACCAUAUAUGGAAAAGCACCGAUACCUCCUAUAGAAGAAGAACCAUCCAAUUCGGGAAGCACAGCAGCAUCUAGAAUUGAUCCAUCGUUUGUAAAUAAUCCUGAACUUAGCGAUGUCGUAUUCAGAGUUGAAGGACGUAUUUUCUAUGGACACAAAAUAGUUUUAGUAACUGCUUCUCCACGUUUGCGUGCUAUGCUUAGUUCAAAAAUUAGCACAAGUGAUGGAUCUCCGCCUACAGUACAAAUUAAUGACAUAAGAUAUGGAGUAUUUCAAUUGGUGAUGGAAUACCUUUAUUCCGGAUCAGGAGCUUGCCUGACGCAAGCAACUGCUCCGCGCGACCUUCUGGAACUAAUGGCAGCAGCCAGUUUCUUCCAAUUAGGACCAUUGCUCCGUUAUACAGAAGCUAGAUGUUCAGCAUUAUUAGACACUGAAAAUGUGGUUGCUAUGUAUAUACAUUCCAAGGUGUACAAUGCCCUACAUCUCUUGCAAUACUGCCAAGGUUACCUUCUCCAAAACAUGGUAGAGUUGUUAACCUACGACGAUUCCGUGAAGAGACUUUUAUUUGCAAAGAAGUUACCUAAUCACGACGCCUUAUCAGGACUUCUUGCGACACUACAACAUCGCAUCACUGCCGGUAAGAUGGAUUCCAGCAACAAGGUUGGUCAGAAUGGUUCAAUUGAUUCUAGGUGA